Messenger RNA from Vicugna pacos (alpaca), 1680 nucleotides. Lineage: Eukaryota; Metazoa; Chordata; Mammalia; Artiodactyla; Camelidae. The record is from RefSeq and is a predicted model, not a curated record.
CCGGCCUGCAGCCCUGGGGCCUUCCUCUGGCCCAAUCGCCCGUGGGACCGGCGCUCGGGCCGCAGUAGCCUGGCCAUUCCCAGGAGGGCUGACAGGAGACAGCCCAGCUGGGUCUGCGGGCAGUGCUGGCCGGGAGAACCAAUCCUCAGGGAAGGCAGAGCCUCCCUGUCAUUGCUGGCACCCUGCCUCGAAGACUCCAGUCCUGUAGGCAGAGCCUUGUAGUCUGUCUUGGUUAAUGACUUGGGCCGCCUGACCAGUCCCUCUGUGCCUUGUCUGAGGUCCUCUUUCGUACCUGAUCCCGGGCAACUUCUCUCUCUGUUGUGGGUCACCUUAAGCGGGAAACUGAAGCCAUUACUCUCCAAACCCUGUUUCAUCUUUCCAAGCAUGUCGGAAAGCUGGCAGCAGCCGCCACAGACACAGCCGCAGCAGCCGCAGCCACCGCAGCCGCAGCACCACGCGGAACCACCGCCGGCCCUGGCUGAGCACACACUGCCCCCAGGCACGGCUGAGAACCCCCUGGGCUGUGCGGUCUAUGGCAUCCUCCUGCAGCCCGACCCAGGCCUGCAGCCCCCGCAGCACGCGCCGUUGCAGGCAGCAGGAGAGCCGGGCCCCAAGUGUGGCGUGUGCGGUCACGACCUGGCGCACCUGUCCAGUCCGCACGAGCACCAGUGCCUGGCGGGCCACGACCGCUCGUUCCAGUGCACGCAGUGUCUCAAAAUCUUCCACCAGGCCACCGACCUGCUGGAGCACCAGUGUGUGCAGGCAGAACAGAAGCCUUUUGUCUGUGGCGUCUGCAAGAUGGGCUUCUCGCUGCUCACGUCGCUGGCGCAGCACCACAGCGCACACAGCGGCACUGGCGGCCUCGUGAAAUGUUCCAUCUGCGAGAAGACCUACAAGCCCGCCGAGGCGGCAGAGGCCGCGGCCACUGCCGCCCCGUCACUGCCCCCAGCACCCCCUCCGCCUGCCGUCGCCCCUGCUGAACAGGCCGACAAGCCCUACAGCUGCCCCAUCUGCCAGAAGCCCUUCAAGCACCUGUCGGAGCUCUCGCGGCACGAGCGGAUCCACACAGGCGAGAAGCCCUACAAGUGCACGCUGUGUGACAAGAGCUUCAGCCAGUCGUCCCACCUGGUGCAUCACAAGCGCACGCACAGCUCGGAGCGGCCGUACAAGUGCGCGGUCUGCGAGAAGACCUUCAAGCACCGCUCUCACCUGGUGCGCCACAUGUAUGCGCAUUCGGGCGAGCACCACCUGUUCCGCUGCAAUGUGUGCGAGCUGCACUUCAAGGAGUCUUCUGAGCUGCUGCAGCACCCCCCCUGUAAAGGGAGCUGGGCCAUGAGGGACCAGCAGCUCAUGGGUGGUCAGAAGCUGGGGCCUGGGCCUGGGAAGCAUGAGCACUUGCUCAGCCCCGGUGGAAAGCCAGGGCCUGCCUGGGCAGCCUACAAGUGCUGCCCCCGAGGACUGCCCGCUCUCACCUCGUUCCACUUGCCCUGUCACACGGUGAUCCAUCUACAUGUCCGACCCAGCCGCCGUCAUCUCUGCCUUCCUGCACCCCCACCUCUGUCUCCCGACCCCUGCCCGGCUGUGUGCCAACUGCAGUUCAGGCUCCUGUUUCUCAAAGGCAACACUGGAGGCGAGGAGAGGAAGGGAGAAACAACCCCCGCUCCAGGCCUGGACGUCUGA